AUGGUGGGAAACGAGUGGAACAAGUUUUUGAAGAGGUAUUCGAUCGUCUUGUCCGGCAAAUGCCACAAGUCCGUGACAUGUUCACAACCAGAAUGUUUCUUUGUGCCAUGCAAUCGCCAUGAAACGGCUUCGCUGCAUGAUCAUUCCAGGGCUAUCGUCCGGAUGAUUGAGAGCGUAAUAAAAAACCUGGAAACCGAGCGGGCAAAACGUACAGACACCGGCUCCGAGCUGGACCCUCGUCUUAUUGGUGAUUCACUG
Mesorhabditis spiculigera is the source of this 258-nucleotide messenger RNA. The record is from the annotation of a GenBank genome assembly. NCBI's taxonomy places the organism in Eukaryota, Metazoa, Nematoda, Chromadorea, Rhabditida, Rhabditidae.